Molecule: messenger RNA, 3005 nt
Organism: Gracilinanus agilis (Agile Gracile Mouse Opossum)
Lineage: Eukaryota; Metazoa; Chordata; Mammalia; Didelphimorphia; Didelphidae
Gene: JMY
Product: junction mediating and regulatory protein, p53 cofactor
Exons: 11
Coding region: 1-2937 (978 amino acids)
Biological process (GO): positive regulation of apoptotic process; 'de novo' actin filament nucleation; intrinsic apoptotic signaling pathway by p53 class mediator
Cellular component (GO): cytoplasm; nucleus
Molecular function (GO): actin binding; transcription coactivator activity; Arp2/3 complex binding
Source: RefSeq, a predicted model, not a curated record
AUGUCGUUCGCGCUAGAGGAGACGCUGGAGUCGGACUGGGUGGCUGUUCGGCCGCACGUCUUCGAGGAACGGGAAAAGCACAAGUUCGUCUUUAUCGUGGCCUGGAACGAGAUCGAGGGCAAGUUUGCCAUAACCUGUCACAACCGCACGGCCCAGCGGCAGAGGAGCGGCUCCCGGGAGCCGGCGGCAGCUCGAGGGCCAGCGGAGGCCGGACCCCUGCCGGACAGCCCGGGUCCCAGGGGCGCCGGCGGCAGCCCGACCUCAAGAGGCCGGGGAGAGCCGGCCGCCGGCCGGAGGAGCCCUAGCCUGCGGCGGAGCCCGGCCUGGGCGGAGGGCGGCGCGGCGCGAAGCGCGCACCCGCGGGGGGACGCUUCGCUCAGGGGCCCCGCGGCUAAAGCUGGGGACCCGGCUCGGGCCCAAGCCAGCCCGAGCAGGAAAGCCCCGGGGAAGCGGGACGCGGCGGCCCCGGGGGAUGCGCCCGGCCCGUCGUCGGUGCGAGUAGUUAGAGCGGCCGGCGGGGCUGCCGAGGAGAUUGAGGUGCUGGAGCUGGUGAAGGAGGACGAGGCGGCGCCGACGCUCCUGGAUAUGCCCGAGCCCGAGGCGCCCGAAACGCCCGCGGAGCUGGACUCGCCCCCCGAGGAGUGCAGCUGGGCCGGGCUCUUUUCCUUCCAGGACCUGCGCGCGGUCCACCAGCAGCUGUGCUCCGUGAACUCGCAGCUGGAACCCUGCCUACCCCUCUUUCCAGAGGAGCCCUCCGGCAUGUGGACUGUGCUGUUCGGAGGAGCCCCUGAAAUGUCUGAGCAAGAGGUGGACAGCCUUUGCUACCAGCUCCAGGUCUACCUGGGCCAUGCUUUGGACACCUGCGGCUGGAAAAUUCUUUCCCAGGUUCUUUUCACCGAGACCGACGACCCGGAGGAGUAUUACGAGAGCCUCAGUGAGCUGCGGCAGAAAGGCUACGAGGAGGUGCUGCAGCGGGCCAGGAGGCGCAUUCAGGAGCUGUUAGAAAAACAUAAGAACACAGAAAGUAUGGUGGAACUUCUUGACCUAUAUCAGAUGGAGGAUGAAGCUUAUAGCAGUCUUGCAGAAGCCACAACUGAAUUAUACCAGUACUUACUACAGCCAUUUCGAGAUAUGCGGGAACUUGCAAUGCUGAGAAGACAACAAAUAAAGAUUUCUAUGGAGAAUGAUUAUCUGGGGCCCCGGAGAAUUGAAAGUCUUCAAAAAGAAGAUGCUGAUUGGCAACGCAAAGCCCACAUGGCUGUGUUGUCUAUUCAAGAUCUCACUGUCAAAUAUUUUGAAAUAACAGCUAAGGCUCAAAAAGCUGUAUAUGAUAGAAUGAGAGCAGAUCAGAAAAAAUUUGGUAAAGCAUCAUGGGCAGCAGCAGCUGAGAGAAUGGAAAAACUUCAAUAUGCAGUUUCAAAGGAAACUCUACAGAUGAUGAGAGCUAAAGAAAUCUGUUUGGAACAGAAGAAACAUGCAUUAAAAGAAGAGAUGCAGAGUUUGCAAGGUGGCACAGAAGCCAUUGCCCUUUUGGAUCAGUUAGAAGCAGAUUAUUAUGAUCUCCAGCUUCAGUUAUAUGAAGUACAGUUUGAGAUCUUGAAGUGUGAGGAGUUAUUGCUAACCGCUCAACUUGAAAGCAUCAAGAGACUUGUGUCAGAAAAGAGAGAUGAAGUAGUGUAUUAUGACACUUAUGAAAGCAUGGAGGCAAUGCUUGAAAAGGAAGAAAUGGCAGCAUCCCUACAUCUACAGAGGGAAGAGUUGCAGAAACUUCAGCAGAAAGCUCGGCAAUUGGAAGCAAGACGUGGGCGUGUUUCAGCCAAGAAAGCCUACCUCAGAAACAAAAAGGAAAUCUGUAUUGCAAAGCACAGUGAAAAGUUCCAGCAGCGCCUUCGGAGUGAAGAUGAAUACAGGACACAUCAUUCAGUACAACUAAAGAGAGAAAAGUUACAAGAUGAAGAAGAAAGAAAAAGCACUUGGGUUAGUCAAGAAAGACAGAAGACGUUAGACAGACUUCGCACAUUUAAACAGCGGUACCCUGGACAAGUCAUACUUAAAUCAACCAGACUUCGACUAGCUCACGCAAGGAGAAAAAGUGUUGCUACCCCAGCAUCCAGUGUUGAUCAGCCUCAAUCUCUACCAGUCACCCUAAGGACAGAAGAUAAAACUGAAGAGGGGGAACAAGGAAAAGAGGUGCUUCAAUCUUUACAAACCAAGAAAGCUCAGAGACUGACACAGCUUGAAGAGCCUUCAUUAGCACAACUUGAAGCUACUUCAUUACCUCCCAGUGGUGUUACCUCUGAACUGCCUCACAUAGCACCUGUUCCACUUCUUACUGAUAAUGACCUGACACCAGGUACUGUUACUGUUGUCCCACUCCCACCACCUCUUCCUCCAAGUCCGCCACCGCCCCCGCCUCCCCCACCGCCCCCACCGCCGCCACCCCCUCUACCUACUACUAAGGAUGGUCCCACAGAGUCCCUGGAGAAAGGCCUUUCUAAAGUGGAGGGUGAAGAGAAGAGAAUCCCAAAGUCUGCCAGUGCCCCCUCAGCACAUUUCUUUGACAGCAGUCAGCUGGUCAGUGCCAGGAAGAAGCUUAAAAAAACUGCUGAAGGUUUGCAACGGAGAAGAGUGAGUUCACCAAUGGAUGAGGUACUGGCUUCCUUGAAACGAGGUAGUUUUCAUCUGAAAAAGGUUGAACAACGAACUCUGCCUCCUUUUCCUGAUGAAGAUGAUAGUAAUAACAUCUUGGCACAGAUCAGGAAAGGGGUAAAACUGAAGAAGGUACAAAAAGAAGUUUUGAGAGAGUCCUUCACGCUUUUGCCUGAUACAGACCCACUAACACGUAGCAUUCAUGAAGCACUUCGAAGAAUUAAAGAAGCAUCACCAGAGUCUGAGGAUGAAGAAGAGAGUUUGCCUUGCACAGAUUGGGAAAACUAACAUGUAAAUUCCUGUCUUUGUCAAAAACAUUUUCAAAAUAAUUUUUUUUUCCUGUUUAGGGGUAGGGA